AUGUUUCAGAAAUCAUCUGGGAAAACGAUGAAAUGGGUCACAUUGCUUAAAGACUUCAAAGAAAAAGUCGGUCUCUCUCAACCUCCUUCUGCAUCAUCUUCUCCCUCAUCAACUUCCUCCUCCUCUUUGCCGGUUAACAAUGCUUCUUCAACCAAACAUGACUUCCUGUCAUCGCCUUCAAG
Messenger RNA from Ilex paraguariensis (yerba mate), 182 nucleotides. The record is from the annotation of a GenBank genome assembly. Lineage: Eukaryota; Viridiplantae; Streptophyta; Magnoliopsida; Aquifoliales; Aquifoliaceae.